Schistosoma haematobium is the source of this 2664-nucleotide messenger RNA. RefSeq names its product tRNA 2'-phosphotransferase 1, variant 2. The coding region runs from base 175 to 1242 and encodes 355 amino acids. The transcript is spliced from 8 exons. Gene Ontology annotation, molecular function: tRNA 2'-phosphotransferase activity. NCBI's taxonomy places the organism in Eukaryota, Metazoa, Platyhelminthes, Trematoda, Strigeidida, Schistosomatidae. Gene Ontology annotation, biological process: tRNA splicing, via endonucleolytic cleavage and ligation. The record is from RefSeq and is a predicted model, not a curated record.
AUUUAAUAUAUUAUUCAAGUUCAGUACUUGUUUUCAUUAUAAACUGACCGUUUAAGUAAAAAUCCUGGAUAUUCUUAUUCUUUAAAAGUUAGUUGCACACAAAACGAAUAAUUUUCGUAAGCUCGCCACAAAGACAUUGGAUACUGAAAGCAUUUGUUAUAAAUCCUCAAGUCCAUGGACUCCACAGGCACCCCGUUUCAAAUGUCGACUACAGUGGAUGUUUCGAAAACUUACAAAUCUCCAACGAGCCAUAGAAAAUGUACCAAUCGAAUGACUAGUAUGUUUCGUUUCUGUUCUACUUGCUUGCCUACUUCAAGUUCAUCAGAAAAAAAAGUUCAGAUUGCACCACCUACAGAUGAAAUCCCUCAAACGCGUAAAUCACUUGAUCGAUAUGAAAGAAUUGGAAAUUUACUAGAACAAUUUUUAAAAGGAAAGCUACAGCAUAUUCAUAAAUUUACUGAUUUACCAGAUGGUUAUUUCCUAAUUGAUGAAAUUAUCCAGUUACCUGAAUUCAAAAAAGAACAUUGUACAUAUGAUGAAAUUAUUGAUGUUGUACAUAAUGAUGCAUUAUUACGAUUCAGUGUUAGAGGAUCAAAAGUUCGCUUGAAACCGCCUGAAUUAAAUAAAGACCCUGAUGUAAUUUUAUCAAAAAAGUUAGCUUGGAUUCUACGUCAUGGAGCAGAGAAUGUCGGAAUGAAAUAUGAACCUGGUGGUUACCUUUAUGUAGAUAAAAUACUUCAAUUGAAACCAUUUCAAGGGGUUCGACUAGAAGAUAUUUCACGUGUUGUUAAUUCGAACGAUAAAAAACGCUAUGAACUGUCGACAAAUCCAGAAAAUGGCCGGUUAAGAAUCAGAGCUUACCAAGGUCAUACUGUUACAAUCGAAGGAUUAGAUAUUUCGUUGAUUGAAAAUCCUGAAGAUUACCCAACUGUUAUCCAUGGUACAUAUUUUCGUAAUUGGGAUUCAAUACGUAGAGAGGGCUUAAAACGUAUGCAACGUACUCAUAUACAUUUUGCACCGGGUGAAGUUGGUGAAACUGGUGUGAUAAGUGGUAUGCGUUCAAGUGCUGAGAUUAUUAUUUAUAUUGAUUUAAUUAAAGCAAUAAAUGAUGGGUAUAAAUUUUACUUAUCAAAAAAUAAUGUUAUUCUAUGUGAAGGAAAUAAAGAAGGUUGUUUACCGACGAAAUAUUUUCGUGCAGCUUAUCAACGUAAUCCACGUCUUAAACUUUCACUCACUCCGUAAAACAGCUGACUUGAAUAAUGCUUCUCGUAUAAAGAACAUACUUAUAUUUGUUGUGUAUAAAGAUAAAAUUCUCACAAACAUUCUGAUACAAAAGUACAAAAUUUUGUCAAUACAGUUAUAUCGUGAUUAUGUUUACUUCCAGUUUCAACUCUACGUUAGUGCACUACACUUGAACAGCCCACUUUCAUAUAUUUAUCUGUAUCUUUUGUUUUCUGUUAUAUAAUAUAAACUACUUUUACUCUAAACGAGUAGUUUGUUGUUUUGGAGACUAUUUUAUUUCAUUUUUCAGAUAGAUAUUCAGAUUCGUUUGACUGAUUUUUGACUUUUUGGUUUGCUAUUGUAUAACAUAUAUAUAAUUUUUUUAUAUUUGGAUUUUACUGAGCUGCAUAUUCUUAUGCAUAUUACACAGAAUUUUACACAUUUGAAUUACUACACUAUAAAGAGUUAUUAUCAGUCCUAGUUGUUUUUACUUUACGUCAUAUCUGGUUUACAUAUUUUGGGUGGGGAAAACCUUGUGUUGAUACAUUGUCUCCUGUUUAUAUUCUCCGCUUAUAUUGUUAUCAUAAAAUAUCUGUCAAUUUGAACCGCUGUACCCCACCUUCGUCAAUUCUAUAUGAUAAUGCUUUGUGGACACAUCCAGUGUAAGAAAGUUAUCAUGUAAUGACACUUGGUUAUGAUCGCACAUUUUAUAUAUAGUUGACUGGAGUAGGAAAUGUGAAUCGUUGCUGGUUGUAAACUCGAUGAUCUCAAAGUAAUGCAACCAGUAUGAUGGUUGUCCUGAGUCCUUUUUUAGCGGGGUAGUGUAUCCACACUUGAGAAGUGCAGUACUCGAACGUAGUAUUCAUUCAGUGACCCUUGGUUUUCUAGUGGUUCUCUAGCUAUAUCCAAUCUCUCAUAUACUUCAUGAUCGAGGUCUGUCGUUUGGUUUUGGUUUUUCUUAUCGUGAAUCAGUUUAAGCCGACUAAAAAGGAUCGUAUUCAAACGUCGAUGGGGUUGUGGACGAGCACUGAUGUGGGGUCUUAUGCUAGAAUGAAACAACUGUUCAGCCAUCCCAGGUUUGACUGAGAUUAGUCAGUAGUUCAUACUGAAAUGUUCAACAGUAUCCAAAAACCGCUUAUACUGAUAUUUAAUUGGUCGUUAUCUACAUAUUAUUGUAAUAGGACGACUAUCUCCUAGUCAUUGGAUUAAUUGAUUCAGAGUUUCCAACACUUCUCUAAAUACGGUUUGGGCAACUACAUCAAAACGUCUAGUUCAAAAUUGAGUAAACGAAGCCUGUACGGCAUUAUCAGGUCCCACCAUAAUAAUAAUAAUCUACACUCCAUGAAGUGUAGGAAACUGUCGAUAUUUUGAUGAAUGGUCUAAAAAUUAUCUACAGUGUAAGUAUUUCAAAUCAAUAAUACUAUUAGCCGGACAGUUCUUUAC